AUGGUGAAGAACAGUAAACAAUACAACGUGAAGCUGAUCGACGAACUGUACAGUCAUGUGCCAGCAUUCACAGAUUUGUUCGAUGAGGAGACAUGGUACAUGUUUGUUGGUUGCUUUGUGGCAACCACGAUUGUAGUGGUAUUUAUUGUAUCUCGGUUUGUAACCAUUAAACCGGUUGAGUGGUAAAAUAUUUCCUUUCUGUCGCAAUGAUCCAUUAGAAAAUGUCCAGUGGUAUAGCAAAACUAACCUUUUUACAAAAAUGAAUGUUAAUCUAAUUUCAAAAUUCCAGUUUCUUCCUACAUUGGAGAUGAAAGCACUCCUUUUUCAGUUGAUUUGCUUAAGCCCCUUUGUCAUUGAAUAAGAAUAAAUGUAUACUAUAAAAGCACAUAUAUGUCACGAAUGUUUAUAAUAUUUCUGCUUGCUUUUAUUGUUAAGCUCUUUAUUGUGUGCUUUUCAUUUUCCAAUUCUAUGUUGAAAACCUUACAAUUUUGUUGGGUAGUAUACCAUAAAUUCCUCACAAAGUUAACAUGAAUCUAGUCUCUCUCUGCUUUGUUUGAUCUCUUCAUUUGUGAUUUGUUUUGUACCUAUAAUCGUGUUGUCUGCCAAAUAUACAUUGAUUGUAUAAAAA
Messenger RNA from Homalodisca vitripennis (glassy-winged sharpshooter), 628 nucleotides. RefSeq lists its product as uncharacterized. The record is from RefSeq and is a predicted model, not a curated record. NCBI's taxonomy places the organism in Eukaryota, Metazoa, Arthropoda, Insecta, Hemiptera, Cicadellidae. The transcript has a single exon. Bases 1 to 186 code for a protein of 61 amino acids.